GAGGUUCUGCCUGCGUCAGAUAGUUUUCUCCAAUGGGGAAAGGUGACUAAAUACUAGUUGUCCCAUUGUCGUCCUAUUGGCAAGGGAAGCGAUGAUGGACGACUCCGGCGCUGUCCAAAUGGCGAGAGCGCUGAAGUGCGCAGCCUUGUGCCUGAUGCUGCUGCCCCGUUUCCUCCUGGCCGCCGUCAUGCUGUGGCUCCUGGAUUUCUUGUGCAUCAGGAGAAAAGUGCUGCUGAAAAUGGGCGAGCGCCAGGACAGCCCGGACGACCCGCCGGUGUGCGUCUCCGACUCCAACAAGAUGUUCACCUGGGAGUCCCUCAGGGCCGUGUGGCACGGCCAGAAGCUGGACUUUCUCAAAUCGGCGCACCUCGGGGAGGUUGCGCCCAACACCGAGGUGGUGCUGGUCCAGGAGCGGCGACAGGUCCGGAUCCUGGACUGUACGAAAGGGAAGAGACCGCUCGUCCUAAACUUUGGCAGCUGCUCUUGACCGCCGUUCAUGACGCGUCUGUCGUCGUUUCAGCGCGUCGUCAGGCAAUACGCGGACAUCGCGGACUUCUUGGUUGUGUACAUCGAGGAGGCGCACCCGACGGACGGCUGGGUGAGCUCCGAUGCGCCUUACCAGAUCCCCAAGCACCGCUGCCUGGAGGACAGGCUAAGAGCCGCGCAGCUGAUGUUCACCGAGGUGCCAGAGAGCAACGUGGUGGUGGACAACAUGGACAACUCGUCCAACGCGGCGUACGGAGCCUACUUCGAGAGACUUUACAUCGUGAUGGAUGAGAGGGUGGUGUACCAGGGGGGAAGGGGUCCGGAGGGCUACCGGAUCUCCGAACUGAGGAACUGGCUGGAGCAAUACAGAAAGGAGGUGGUGGACCCCCAGACAGCGGUGCUGUGUGUGUAACCGAACUGCCCUGCUGCUCUGCCCUCUGCUUUAGUGUCCAAUCCACAGUGCAAAAUAUCCAGAUGCUGCUAUCACACGUUCACACAUGGC
Messenger RNA from Girardinichthys multiradiatus, 988 nucleotides. RefSeq names its product thyroxine 5-deiodinase-like. The record is from RefSeq and is a predicted model, not a curated record. NCBI's taxonomy places the organism in Eukaryota, Metazoa, Chordata, Actinopteri, Cyprinodontiformes, Goodeidae. The transcript has a single exon. Gene Ontology annotation, molecular function: thyroxine 5'-deiodinase activity.